ACCGAUUUAAAAAAAAAUUUGUAACUCGUUUUAACAUGGCGUGACGGGCCAACGACAGUGAUUAUAACACGAGUGUUCUGUUUCAUACACCUUGUUCCUGCUUACGAGUUACCACGUAUGAUAACAUAAGUUAUUAUUUAGGUGGCAGCAUCGAGAUUCGAAGCUAACCCUGAGAUAAAAGCAGGCGCGCUGUAAGCACUUCGCCAUGGCGCGUUUAAUGCAAGCAAAACAAUUCCGGUACAUGUUUACAACACCGGAAAAUAACAUCCAACUAAACAAUACACCACAUAUUCACAAAGCGAAACACCGGAAUUCCUAUCUACAGUACCUUGAGUGUGCUGCCCAACCCACGUGGUAUUAAACCAACCAAUCACAGGCUUAGGAAUAGAGUCAUGGUCUUCCGUCGGGAUGUUUUAAAGUAACGGAUCUUUCGGUUUCGAAGUUAGUUGUUUUAUGUUCUUUUCUUGUACGUUGCGAUAACUGUAGAAUUUGUUUAAAACGAUGAAACGGUUAAUCGUUUUAUUUGCGCUUGUGUUUAUUACUGGCGCUACGGGUUACGGCUUCAGGCACUGGCCUUGGUACUUCCCAACUGUACCACCGCCGGUAUGCGAAUUCUGCUUUUCAAGUGAUAAAUGCGUUGGGCCGGCCGACAAUUUAAACGCUGCGUGUAAAACCUGCUUGAAUACAUAUUGCGCAUCGACUAUAACCAACCUGGGCCAGGUCGGUUCUUCAGCUGACUGCAUAGCAAGGGCAUGGCCGACCUACUGUAGCGCCUCUUGUGGGGUUUAUUCUGCAGCUAGAACCGACAAGUGUGUCAAUUGUGUCAGGGCUUGCAAAACCAAGUUUGACGCUAUGAUACCUGCAAAAUGUCCCGCGAUCACCGGGGAUCCGUGCCUAAGUUGCGAAUCUGCUACCGCAUGCUUAACCGAGGCGGAAGUAAGGAACUUAACACUUACUAAGCCGGUUUGUCACCAAUACGUCGGCAGUUUAUGCAUUCAAAAUGCGCCGGUUCUGACAAGCGCCUGCCUUAUCUCCGCGUGGACGAAUGCUGCAUCAGGUUGUGGCGUCUUGACUACAGCCAUGAGAAAUCGUUUCACGGCGUGUGGAACUUGCCAGGCGGCAUGUCAAAGGGCACAGACCUGCGCACGGAACUGUACAACGAUGACGACAUACCCGACUACUAUACCUUGUGCAGCCUGCAGAGUAAACUGUAACGGUACAACAACCGCAUGUGCGCCAGGAGCCUGCGAUCCUGGGUGUGCGCCAUGUGAUGCCUGCUUCAAGAAUUGUGAGAUAGGAUCGUUUCAGAUUCAAAAUCCUUGCAAUUGCCCGAGUGGGCGCAUCGGCAGGAGAUAUGGCGGUUAUUUCGGCGGAGGAGGUUACAGAGGGGGUUACGGUUACGGGAGGCGCGGAGGCGGUCGUCGUGGCGGUGGGCGUCGUGGACGGGGCCGUGGAGGCCGUCGUGGACGGGGCCGUGGAGGUCGUCGUGGUCGCAAGUGAAGUACAAAAAGAGAGGGCACGAAGAAAAAGGAGAACUAGAAUUUCAAAACUUGAAAUGUCGAUCUUAUACUCGGGUUAUUAUAUAAAAGACACGAAUCAUUUUUAGUAGGGUGGGGAAGAUAGGACAUCUUUUUGUUCUACUUUCCCGUCCCAUUUGAUAGUAAACAAAGAACAUGCAAUGAAUUAUAAAACCGUAUCCUCACGACUUCCAUACAUAGACCGUUGUUAAUCGUUAAAACAUGAUUAGGAUAUUUGGAUAUUGUGUGCUGAAAGUAACCAGUCCCCCACCCUAUACUAUACGUCACAGGUUAAAUAAGUUACAGGUUCAUUACGUCACAUGUUUUACGGCACUGGUUUAUUACGUCACACAUGAUCUACCGGUUCAAGAUAAAUAAAUAUAUCGGAAAAAUGUUCA
Messenger RNA from Ciona intestinalis (vase tunicate), 1915 nucleotides. The record is from RefSeq and is a predicted model, not a curated record. Lineage: Eukaryota; Metazoa; Chordata; Ascidiacea; Phlebobranchia; Cionidae.